AUGCCAUUCUUUUCCAGAUGCCUUGCCGAUUACUACAUCCACACGAUCUACGAAGCCUCCAAGCGGAUCGCUGGCAAGUCGGUCGGAAAGUUCAAAGAACUAGUGAUCCAGGCAAGAGAUGUUAGCAGUACCAAAGACCCCAAAACUGCUAAACAACUUGUGAAAGACAUCUGCAAAGCCGAAGAGUACGACCAACAGAUCGUGUUGUCAUAUCUCGCCGACAUGGCGUAUGAUUCAGAGACUGCCCUGGAAAUCUUCCAGCGGGCAGUGUGCAAGCUCGCCCAGACGUGCAGCGGCUCCAGGGCGGACCGGCUCUUCAUCCUCACCGCCGACAUGUUCGUCAGGAUCCUGCAGACCACAAAGAGAUCAGAUCUCUGCUCCAUGGCACUUCGACCUCCUCCUCCGCACGGAAAGAGGAAGAAGCUGCUGGGUCUAGCCGAGCUCUGGUACGAGCAGCAGUUCAACCUGGGCACCGCGCGGCUGGCUGUGGAGGUCCUCUGUAGACCGCUGCUACAUCAUCCGCAUCCUGAAGUUCGUGAGACCAUGGCUCGCCGUCUAGCAAUGCGGCAGGGAAGACGUGCGGACGACAUCAUCAUUGAGUGGGAGGACCUGGUUCCUAUUGAGGCUAAACACAUCAGUGACCAGUACAAACUGCUGGGCCUGCGCAUCGUCACACACCAGCCCACGCCUUGUCAAGACCUGGAGGAUCACGUGGUUUGGAAGGGGACUACGACGUACAGAAAUGUGGCUGUCAAGGUAUACAAGAUGAAUUCCAUGCAGGACUUGAUGAGUGAUGGGGACAGGUCGGAGGGUGCACGGACCGUGAGAAACAACGUGCGCAUGUUGGGAGAAUUGAGCGGCAGUCCAAACAUCCUCCGGCUUCUGGCCUACCAGCUCCGACCUCAGCCUGUGUUCCACAUCACUGAGUUCAUGGACGAGGGGAAUCUACUGGACUUCCUGCUCCGGAGGCGAACAGAGCACCAGCACACCAGGUCCUCCCUGCUGUACCUGCGGUCUCUGCUGACCCUCCUGCUGGACAUGGUGGCCGCUCUCCGCUACUGCCAUGGCAACAACAUCGUCCAUCGUGACGUCAUCGCCAGGAACUUCCUGGUGUACAGAAAGAGAGGGACGUACAUGUGCAAGCUGGGUAAUUUCAACAUGGCUGUUAAGGCACCGAUGAUUGAAGAAGAGACAUACGAGUGCCCCGACUGCCUGCAGAUAGCUUUCCAAGGGUCUUACGACGAUCCCGUCGCCAAGCUGUGGACCGCCCCCGAGUCGAUGGUCGGGUACCAGUUCUCGGACAAGAGUGACGUGUGGAUGCUGGGCUGCGCUAUGUACGAGGUGCUGACGCACGGCUGCCGGCCCUUCACCGAGAUGUGGGGCAUGGCCGCGGACGAUAUCGUGCAGCAGGUUGUGUUCGGGCUGCGCCCCCGCCAGCCGUCCUGCGUGCCGAGGAAGCUGUUUCAGUCGGCCAUGCUGCCCUGCUUCCUCGCCGACCCUGCCGAGCGGAUCGCCCUGAUGCAGCUGGAGAGGAAGCUGAGGGGUUACCUGAAGGAGUGCCCCCUACCGGGUGUGGAACACAUAGAUGAUAUCCAUCCUCCGCCUCGGCUGUCUCCUAACCAGUCAACACGGCCAGAAAGGGGAAUCCCAAGGAAUUUGGAGACACAGAUCAACAGUGAAACAGAAGUCCCCGGGACUGAAUACAAGAUCGAAAAGGGGAAGUUUCCCUGCUCUGCAAGUGAGAUACUUGCCUACGACCAGCCCAACGAACAGGGGGAGGAGUUCCUGCUGUUGAAAGACGGACAAGUUCCUUCCGUCGACAGACGGAGGAAGGAGAUGCUGCUGAGGCUAGAUCACGUGAACAUCAGACGGGUCAUGGACAUCGUCAUCAACGGCAACCACGUCAAACAGAUGUCACAAGUUUUUGCAGGGGGUCAGCUAACCCUUUUGGCUGCAGCUAGAGACAAGCGACUGUCCGUUGACGACAUGGUUCGGUGCCUGAGCCAAGUGGCGGACGCCAUGGCCUUCGCGCACGGGACUCUCCUCAAGGGAGAGGGCGUCAUCCACUGUGACCUGCGGGCCAUGUACGUCAUCUGUGAUGGACAGCACGUAAAGGUUGGUAGGUGGGGCCGUGCCAGCCGCCUGCGGCUCCGCUUGUAUGACACCAAGCUGUCCGAAAGUGUGGUGACCAAGCCCAUGCCUCAAGACGCCCUGAGAUGGUCACCGAUGGAAGUGAUAGAAAGCGGGAUCUACUCGCAGGGCAGUGACGUCUUCACGUUCGGACAGGUGUGCUGGGAGGUGUUCCACGCCUACAACGCGGACAGAGGCAGCGAGAACAGGAUGCUGGCGCCCUACCCUUACCUCAAGGCGUUAGAGGUCCUGCCGUACCUGCAGCGCAGACAGAGGCCCCUCCAGCCGUGCGACUGCCCCGACUGGCUGUACCGCCUCAUGAAGCUAUGCUGGCUGGACGAGCGCAGCCGCCGCCCGGGCUUCGACAAGAUCGCGGCCUGCUUCAAAAGUCCAUCUACAUCGCCAAUGUUGGACAUUGGUGACGACGGAACUUACAAGAAACGGGCUCCUGGUGGAAACGAAGAGAGCCUGAACGCGGCACUGAACCACCAAGACCGCCACUAUUUCCGCCAGGGUCUGCUCCAGAGCAAUACCGACUACGCCACAAAGCACGGCAUCGGCAGCUACUGGGUGUGGGACACCGAUAACAUGUCGCAGGGCAGCGCCGACACAUUCUACACCAUGACGUCAGACCAAACGGUCGACACCGUCAGCAGCGACCUAACAUCCGGGACCUGGCAGUCUGCAGAGUCGCGGUCAAGGGCGGGAACUGACAGCACACGGUUGUCUGAAGGUAGCCAAAGCUCCUCUCCAAUAGAAGAUCUCGUGGAAUACACAACAUUGGACUUGCAAUCAGACCAAUCGGUCGCAGGAUCAAGUCGUAAGAGCUCUCGAGGACAAGAAGUCAUUUAUAACAAUUCGCUCAGCAUGGCACCUCUUGUUGCCGAGUUGAGUGCCCAACUGCAAGGGGCACAACCAACAAAUGCCGCAGAGAACGAUGCAGACGACACUAGUGAUGCCGUCACUCUGGAAGACGAGGCAAAAGAAGAAUCAGAAAUAAGGCUUCUUCGAAAAACGUCAUUCCUAAACCCUUCCUACGAAAGCAAUGCACCUACCCGUUUCCAGGGGAUGCAGGAAAGCGUGAACAUGGCUAGACCUGAAAAUCCAGCAUCCAGUUUGGUGGGAACAAACUCUCCAAACACUGGCGAUAAGGGCAAAGCAAAUGAUGACGCGGACUAUUACACGAAGUUAGUUCGUCCUGCUUCAAGCAGUAGUACGCAUAGCGUACCCUCACCUAACCACAGAGGCGAAGGCUACACUAACCAGCCCAAGCUUCCGUCACGGCCUCCCGUCCCUCCACGCCCAUCGACGAUGGCAACAAGCCCUGAAGGACAGAAAGGGAGCGGCUCAGCAGCUGUGAUGACGUCACGCGAGGACACGCCACCUCCCCCGGUCCCACCACGCGUUAUCCUGAACUCGGCAGAUACGGAGGACACCCAAGACGACCCACCGUACGCAGACGUCCGCGUGCGACGUAAGAGCCAAGAUGCAGUAUCCCCCGCCCACAUAACACGUCCCCUAAGUAGGUGCGACCUCAACAACAUGCAGCACGACAGAGGAAGUCAGGAAUGGAACCAGGAGUCAUCCAGCUGCCCCUCGUCCAUUGCCAGCCCCAUCGGCCCGAACGCGUCGAGGCUCAGAGUACACUCCGACACCUCGUUGUCGUCGCAGGAUUCGUCGUACUUCGGAAGCAGCCAGGAGAGUGUUGCGAUGACUUCGAACCAGAAUUCACCAGUGACACCAGUGAAUGGGACGAAAGGUGUUGUGGCAAAGAUCAAGAAAGUGAAAGGCAGCGUAAGGAGAAAGUUUAGCCGUAAAAAGGGUAGCGACCAGGGAGACAGAGCUGGAGGGGCACGUGGUGAGGGGGUGUUUCGCUACACGUCAGAAGAAGCUGAUGCUAGAAACCGGAAGAGCACAUCCUCAGCCUAUAGUGACUAUAGAGACACUGACGCCAACUCCGACCAGGAAGAGUUUGACACUAGGCUUUAA
Molecule: messenger RNA, 4119 nt
Organism: Branchiostoma floridae (Florida lancelet)
Lineage: Eukaryota; Metazoa; Chordata; Leptocardii; Amphioxiformes; Branchiostomatidae
Exons: 20
Coding region: 1-4119 (1372 amino acids)
Biological process (GO): protein phosphorylation
Molecular function (GO): ATP binding; protein tyrosine kinase activity
Source: RefSeq, a predicted model, not a curated record